Messenger RNA from Cylindrotheca closterium, 1506 nucleotides. The record is from the annotation of a GenBank genome assembly. NCBI's taxonomy places the organism in Eukaryota, Bacillariophyta, Bacillariophyceae, Bacillariales, Bacillariaceae.
AUGGUAUCAUCGAUGGAUCCAAUAGUACCAUCCAUCCUCUUACGAAGAGACCACGAGGAACCACCACCUCCUCCUCAACAGCAACAUGAACAGCUGCAUCCUAGUCGGACCAAGCCAAGCAAGAAAGUCUACGAUCGACUGAAAUCAAAUGACGAGAAUCUCCAAACAGUAGAAUUUCGAUAUCAACACAUCGACCAAAGAAGGCUGGCAAAAGCCAUCGCAAUCAACACAUACCUGAAAACACUAGAGCUUGUUGCUUCCGUGCAAACAGCAGGUGUGGGUGGAGGCUUCUGGAGUCACAGCCAAGGCCUUGCCCGAGAGCCUGAACUCUGCUACUAUUACGACGAUUACGGGGAUGGUCCCGAUUCGGAUUCAGAUAAUUGUUGGAAUUUGUUCCCGUCUGUCAGGUGGCCGUUUUGCGGGAGCGAACCCGAGCUCGGUCUUGCCUGCGAAAUUUAUACCCUCUGUUGCGACGGAAUUCAACACAAUCAGGCUUUGGUCUCACUAAACUUAUCACAAAACCACCUGGGAAGCUAUGGGGCUAAUUGUUUACAACAAGCCCUAGAGCAACAUCCAUCACUAAAGGUAUUAAAACUUUCACGGUGUCAAUUGGAAGACGAUGGCUUGCGAAAACUCGCUUGUUCUUCCUUGGGAGUGCUGGAAGAAUUAGACCUGUCUUGCAAUCAAAUAUCUGAUGGUGUCUACCUCGGAAAGUUGUUAUACAGAAAUCGGAAUUUGCGACGAUUGGACUUUUCAAAGAACUAUUUGUCGAACGUGGGGUGCGAAGACUUUUUGGACGAGCAUGGCCUGGGAUCUUUGUGCUCCUUGAACCUGGCAUCAAAUCACAUUGGUCGCUUAGGCGCCACUGCAUUGGGAAUGGCUCUGACCCUUCCCUCUUGCUGUUUGGAAGAAUUAAUACUGAACGACAAUGUUUUUCUGGGAGAAGCAGGUUUGUUGGCACUGGGGACGAAGGGAUUAUUAGUCAACUCGUCCCUCAUCAAGUUGUCAAUAAACAACUGCUCGGUUGGAGACGUGGGAGCUGCCAUCCUUGCCCAGUGUCUUUCCAUGCAUCCAUGCAUACAAGAAUUGACACUUUCUGCCAAUCACUUGACCAUUAAGGGAGCCGCUGUCUGUCUGCAAUCCAUGUCCACACUUCUCAAACUGGAUCUGUCUUGGAACCGAGUAGGCAACGCAUGCUACUGUGGUGAUCAAGACUUUGAUCCCACCGAAGGCGAAGAGCUGGUCGCGAUCAUGAGAAACUCCAAUAUCAUGCUGAGGGAGAUCAACUUAUCACAUACGCCAUUACCGGUAGCGCAUCGAAGGAGUCUGGACUUUUGGACUGCCCUGAACCGAACUGGAAGCCGCCGGCUUUUGCGUGAAUAUAAAGAUUAUGAUUCUUCAGCACUGAUCGGUCUGUGGCCACAAGUACUGGAGAGGGCAUCGGGUGAUCCAGAAAUCCUAUUCUAUUUACUGACCAAGUUCCCAGCAAUGAUGGUGACACCCUAA